Didymodactylos carnosus is the source of this 1215-nucleotide messenger RNA. NCBI's taxonomy places the organism in Eukaryota, Metazoa, Rotifera, Eurotatoria, Philodinida, Philodinidae. The record is from the annotation of a GenBank genome assembly.
AUGGGUAUUGUCACCGUCCAAUGGUGCUUGUUUGGGUAUUCAUUCGCUUUUGGGCCGGGUAAUAGUGCUUUUGGGUCGUUUCAAUAUGGUGCACUCCGUUAUCCCGAUCAGACAAAUCUGUACGGCCAAGAUCCUCAUCCAGUUCAAUCACCUACAUUUCCAGUUCUCAGUUUUCAAGCGUACCAAGCAGCGUUUGCCGUUAUUACACCUGCGCUGUUCAGUGGAGCCAUUGUCGGACGAGUAAAACUUGUGCCUUACAUGAUCUUCAUAUUUCUCUGGUCAACAUGCUGUUAUGAUCCUUUGGCACGAUGGGUUUUCGCAACUGAGGGCUGGUUACAUCAAUAUGGCGCGCUUGAUUUCGCCGGUGGGACAGUUGUACAUAUCUCGUCAGGCGUCUCUGCUCUGACAGCCGCCCUUAUCCUCGGAAAACGACACGAUUAUGAUCCGACAAAAGAGAUAAUGGGCCACAACCUACCAUUUACAGUCCUAGGUACCGGUUUAUUAUGGAUAGGAUGGAUGGGCUUCAACGGAGGAUCCGCCACAGCUGCUAACGGUCUGGCUUCGCUAGCACUGACCAACACGAAUACAGCCGCAGCUUCUGCUCUGCUUACUUGGGUGAUCAUUGAUGCUGUACGUGGAACUGUCACAAUAUCUGGUGCAUGUUCGGGAAUUGUCGUUGGUCUCGUUGUCGUCACACCUGCUGCGGGAUUUAUCCAGCCGGGUUGGGCACUUCUCAUGGGCAUGAUUGGAUCGAUUUUUAUCUACUUUGCAUGUCAACUGAAGAAGAAAUAUUUUCAUUUUGAUGACACACUCGAUGUAUUUACGUGCCAUGGCCUUGGCGGCAUGAUGGGCGCAUUGUUAACUGGUCUUUUCUGUCAAAUACAAGUCAAUCCCGCGGGUUUUGACGGGGCAUUCUACGGUAAUCCGUUUCAACUGUGGCGGCAACUGUGUGGUGUCCUUACUACAAUUGCUUUUGCAGCAGCUUGUACAGCCGGCAUUUUAUUACCAAUGCAUUUCCUAUUUGGCAUUAAAUUAAAUCCUGAAGACCAAGCCGUUGGUGUAGAUCGUGCCACUCAUGGAGAAUAUUGGCAUAUGGCACCUGGCUCAACGGCACAUCGCAAGAAUGACCAAGAAGGUAUCGGCAAGGUGAACAUCACAAGAGCAGAAAAUGGUAAUACCAACAGAGUUGCAAUCGUCGAAGAGUUAUUAGUCUAA